AUGGUGGGGCCUGGGAUCACAGCUUUGGGCCUCUUCCUGCUAAUGCAGGGCUCAGUAGAUGGGAAUGGAAUCCAGGGAUUCUUCUAUCCAUGGAGCUGUGAGGGAGAUGUGUGGGACCAGGAGAGCUGUGGGGGCCAGGUGGCAAUUGAGAACCCAAAUCUCUCUCUACGAUGCUGCUACCGCGACGGGGUCUGCUACCACCAGCGGCCGGAUGAAAACAUGCAGAGGAAGCACAUGUGGGCACUUGGCUGGACGUGCGGAGGCCUCCUCUUCCUGAUCUCCAGCAUCUGCCUGUUCUGGUGAGUGGGAUGGGCCAAGCGACGGGAUAUGCUGCGGCUGCCGUGGUUCCUGAAGGGCGAGUGCAACCCGUCCAGGACCAUCUCUCUGUUAUCCAAGGACCGGACACCGAGCGAAAAGACGGCGUCCAUUGGCAGCAUGCUCAAGGAGGGGGCCCUGGACAUCUCGGGGGGCACCGAUGGGGAGGGCACGGAAGGGGGCGAGACAGAAUCAGGGGAGGAGGAAGAUUCGGGGCACCCCUGGAGGGACCCCUCAAUACAGAUGUAG
Messenger RNA from Mesoplodon densirostris (Blainville's beaked whale), 564 nucleotides. It is a transcript of the gene TMEM190, whose product is annotated as transmembrane protein 190. NCBI's taxonomy places the organism in Eukaryota, Metazoa, Chordata, Mammalia, Artiodactyla, Ziphiidae. Gene Ontology annotation, biological process: hematopoietic progenitor cell differentiation. The record is from RefSeq and is a predicted model, not a curated record. Gene Ontology annotation, cellular component: inner acrosomal membrane.